CUGUGUGCACUUACAUGGUUGUCCUUGCUGUGGAUAGCUGAAACACGCCAGCUCUGCACAGGCAUAAGACUCCAUCAUAAUGUUGAAAAAUCGGCGAACACCAGAUAAAUCAUUCCUCAACAACAGCAAACCUGUAUUGUAUAUCCUUCAACAAUACUUCAUGAUCAGAUAUCAAGAGGCGAAAUCAAACGAAACACCCAGCACUGUACUCUGUUAACAAUAGCCAAGACAUGCCAGAUAAGCUAACUCAUUGAUGUUUGCCACCCUAACCAAAAGCAGAUAAGAAACACUCUCUUAUUGAGGCUAGCAGAUGAGAUUCUUGCUGUCGGCUGCCCUGUUCAUCAUACCAUUGCUUCUGCCUCUCCGAUACAAAUACAGGGAGAACACCAAGGCUUCAGCACCAACAAACUGCAGGUCAUCUUGACUACCAUUGUCUUCAUUUUUCCGCAGAAGAAAACAGCACCAAAGCUUCAAUCUCCAAACAUGGCUUACCAUCUACGAUCGGCAAGCGUGCCUUCAAGCCCUCGCUCGAACAAAACAGAAGUCGAGCAGCAGCUCCAGAGCCUGAGCACAACCAUCUCUUCGCCCUCGGCGACCAUCGAUACGAUGUGCGAUGGUUUGAGGGGGCUGGCAUACAUCUACAGCUGCAUCGAGAACAUGAUGUGCACACCAAGCAGCCAAGUCAGCCUCUGCCAGACCCUGCAAAGGGUAGCAGUGGAGGCAGAGCUUGAACGGUCCCUCGUCUUGCUCGACCUCUGCAACGCCAUGCAGGAGAGCUUCAUGGAACUGAAGAUGACUAUCCAAGAGCUCUUGUUCGUUCUCAAGAGAGGAGAAAAUGCAACUUGUCAAGUCAAGGCGUACACCCGGCUAGCCAAAAAAGCACAAAAGCAGUUCAAGAAGAUCAGCAAGAAAACUGCUUCCGACAAGAAUGAUUCUAGGGUGGUGAUGCUAAUGGCAGAAGCGAGAGAGAUCACCAUUUCUCUGCUCGAAUCCACAUCCUCAGUCUUGUUGAAGCAAAUUGAGAUGCCCAAGUGGUCUCUUGUCUCCAAAACAUUGCAGAGGAGCAAAGCCGUGUGCGAAGAGGAGCAAUUGCAGGCACUGGAGGGCAGUAUAGGAGAUCUUGAGAGUGGAGUGGAGCUUCUGUAUAGGAGAUUGAUCCACAACAGAGUUUCUCUUCUCAACGCUCUUAGCUCGUCCUCAUAGAUACCCUGAGUUCUAGUUCCCUGCGAUUGGCAUCCACCUUUUAAUGGACUAUAGUCAAUCAUGAUAACAAUUUUGCAGUAUGUACAAGUGUAGAAAGUUUGCUGAACCGAAAAGCAAUAGUGAACUCUGUCAAUUUCA
Molecule: messenger RNA, 1341 nt
Organism: Hordeum vulgare subsp. vulgare (domesticated barley)
Lineage: Eukaryota; Viridiplantae; Streptophyta; Magnoliopsida; Poales; Poaceae
Exons: 1
Coding region: 484-1203 (239 amino acids)
Biological process (GO): root development; shoot system development
Source: RefSeq, a predicted model, not a curated record